GAACAGUAGGAAGUUCCAGCUGGUGAGAAAAACCUUGAAGCAGCACUGCUGGGGCAUUUACAUCUGGCAGGACCUGUCUUUUCCUUGGGACUGUAAAUAUACUGCCUGUGCAGGAUGUCUGAGAACAAGAGGAAGGGCAGAGGAAGGGGCAGAAAGAACAAAGAAGGGGGGACAGAGGAAAAAGAAGCAGGCCCCACAGAAGCUGUCCGUCCAAAGCUCAAGAAAUUGAAGAGCUUGAAUGUGGAAGUGGGAGCAAAAGUUUCUAUGAAAUGCGAGGCGAGUGCUGGAAAUCCCCAGCCAUCCUACAAAUGGUUCAAAGAUGGCAGAGAGCUGAAAAAGAGCAAAGAUAUCCGCAUAAAGUAUGGGAAUGGAAAAAAAAAUUCCAGAUUGCAAUUCAAUAAAGUGAAAGUAGAAGAUGCAGGUGAAUACAGUUGUGAAGCAGAGAAUGUGCUCGGCAGAGACACCGUCAGAGGCAAUCUGAAUGUGAAAAGUGUCACUACAACGCUCUCCUCUGGGCCUGGACACACUAGACAAUGCAAUGAAACAGUCAAGUCCUAUUGCGUCAACGGUGGAGUGUGCUACUACAUCGAGGGCAUAAACCAGCUGUCCUGCAGAUGUCCAAAUGGAUUCUUCGGACAGAGAUGUUUGGAGAAACAGCCUUUGCGAUUGUACAUGCCAGAUCCUAAGCAAAAAGCUGAGGAGCUGUAUCAGAAGAGAGUUCUAACCAUAACUGGGAUUUGUGUUGCAUUGCUUGUUGUGGGAAUAGUGUGUGUGGUAGCUUACUGUAAAACCAAAAAACAGAGGAAUCAAAUGCAUAACCAUUUGCGGCAAAAUAUGUGUCCAGCCCAUCAGAACAGAAACCUUGCAAACGGACCUAGUCACCCCCGGCUGGACCCUGAGGAAAUUCAGAUGGCUGAUUAUAUGUCGAAAAACGUUCCUGCUACCGAGCAUGUCAUACGAAGGGAAGCAGAGACCACUUUUUCAGGGAGCCAUUCUUGCUCACCAUCCCACCCGUGCUCCACGGGGUCUCCGACUUCAAGGCAAAGACACGGAAGCCACACUUGGAGCUUGGAGCAGACAGAAAGCCUGAGUUCAGACUGCCAGUCUGGGAUUAUGCUGUCUUCAGUGGGAACCAGCAACUGCAACAGCCCUGCCUGCGUGGAGGCUCGCGCUCGGAGAGAGGCUGCCUAUGCUCGCGAGGAGCAAAGGAUCCCCAUGAUGCAAUACAGAGACUCGGUGGAUUCCCUUCGAGACUCGCCACAUAGUGAGAGGUACGUAUCUGCCUUGACCACCCCAGCACGCCUGUCGCCGGUUGACUUCCAUUGCUCAGUAUCAGCCCACAUGCCCACCUUUGAGAUCACUUCUCCUAAUUCAGCUCAUGCAGUCUCCCUGCCUCCUGCAGCAUCCAUUAGUUUCCAGGUGGAGGAACAGCAGCCAUUGCUCCGAAGGUACCAGAUCCCUUCCCAAGAUAUGCAAAGGUACGAGAGUUACUACCAAAGAAGGAGCUACCUGAACGAGAGCACGGGGAGCAUGCCCUCCAGCCCCUUCCGCAUCACGGAGGACGAUGAAUAUGAGACGACGCACGAGUACAUCUCUGCACUAGAUCAGCCAAAGAGAACGGGCAGCAACAGCAGGCGGUGGAGAAAAUCUAAACUGAAUGGGCACCUGUCACACAGGGGCAAAAUGCUUAGAGACUCCUUUUCAGUGAGCAGCGCCUCGUACAGCGAAUCUGAUGAGGAGCUGGUGGCCGAGAGCACUCCUUUCUUAAGUAUGAGAAACAUGGAGGCAAUGGACCCUGAUUCACCCCCUCUGUAUCGCCUGGCCGAGAGCAGGACUUACUAUUCCUUCGACAGAUGCAACACACAGGGAGGAAGCCAACCGACACAUAAUAGCAGAUCCAACCAAGAUUCAGCACCCCCUUAGAGGCCACACCGACUCUUCCUCAUGCCCACUCCCAUGAACACACCAGGACCGAGGAAGGGGGGGGGAGAGGAACAACAGAAAAGACAAAUUUUUAUUUUAUAUAUAAAAAAAGAAAAAAAAUAUGAAAUGUUUUAUUUUCAUUUUAGCAAUGAUGUCUUAUAAUAGCUAAUGGCAAAGACCUUUUUAUAAGGAAUCUCUAUUUAUACGUAACAUCUUGAUUUACAGCUUCUGAGAAAAGAAGAAAUCAACAAAAAAAAUUGGAAGAGAUGGGCCAAUUUUUGACUACUUACAAAUCAUUUAAAAAAAAAUCGUGGUGCCUUUUGCUGUACGCUAAUGCCAGAGUCCACAAUGAAAAUUACAUUUAAGCAUUCUUGAGAUCAUGAGCUUUAUGUUCAGGACAAGUUGUUAUGGAAUAUUUUAAUAAGCACUUUUCCAUUUGAAGAAGAACACCCUUUUAAAUUGCUUGAUAUUUGGAUGUUGGUAAUCUAGUGCUUUUAAAGUGUUGCGCACACAUACACUUUCUCUUUUGUGCUCUCUCUCUCUC
Zootoca vivipara (common lizard) is the source of this 2467-nucleotide messenger RNA. It is a transcript of the gene NRG2, whose product is annotated as neuregulin 2. Gene Ontology annotation, molecular function: signaling receptor binding. Gene Ontology annotation, biological process: intracellular signal transduction; animal organ development; nervous system development. The record is from RefSeq and is a predicted model, not a curated record. Lineage: Eukaryota; Metazoa; Chordata; Lepidosauria; Squamata; Lacertidae.